Meyerozyma guilliermondii ATCC 6260 is the source of this 2259-nucleotide messenger RNA. RefSeq lists its product as uncharacterized. Gene Ontology annotation, biological process: DNA-templated transcription. NCBI's taxonomy places the organism in Eukaryota, Fungi, Ascomycota, Pichiomycetes, Serinales, Debaryomycetaceae. The transcript has a single exon. The coding region runs from base 1 to 2259 and encodes 752 amino acids. The record is from RefSeq and is a predicted model, not a curated record.
AUGCAACCACGCAAGUCUGCUCGUUCCAACAAGGGACAGCACUCCCAGUGGAGUCUCCAGGAUGUCUUGCGCCAGGAGCAAGAUGACGACGUAAAUUCGGAGCCAAGAAGAAAAAAAUCAAAGGUGGAGUCGGAUCUGGACGAUGUCUACGACGAUGCGGGAGAAGUGGCUAAUGCCAGCUCAGAAAAUGACGACGAUGAUGACGACGACAACAACAACGACAAAAAUGAAGAAGAUGGCGAAGUCAGAUGUACGCCUUGUGGUGCCAAUAAAGACAAUUAUGACGAGGAAACCGACGAGGGAGGAACCAUGAUUGAGUGUGACAAGUGUCAUACGUGGCAACAUGCAAAGUGCAUGGGGUACCGUAAUGAGCGCAGUAUACCCAAGAAGUACAUGUGCAAUUUGUGCCAGGAAUCAAAGAGUGAAACGAAGAAAAAACCAGAAAAGGAGCAAACAACUCCUGGAUAUUCGUUCACGCUUCGUGACAAGACGAGAAUCAGCGUGGCAAAGGCUUUUUUUGGAGUGUUUCACAAGAACAUUCCUCCGGCGUCGCUUCCGGACGGCAUCGAUGCAGUUAUGAUGGCCACGAAAUGGGCCCAGGAACUCGAAGCGGAGGUUUUCAAGGUGUUUCCGCUGAAGGACAAGCAUUACACCGACAAGAGCAGGGGGUUGAUGGUGCUUAUCAAGAAAGAGAAUGUAAUGCGGCGGAUUUCCACUGGUGAGCUUUCAUUCUAUGAUCUUGUCAAUUCCUCUCCCGAGGAAAUCGACGAGGAUUUAAAGGUUUACGCAGAAAAAGUGAGACAGGAGUCGAUCCGCAGGUCCGUGUUGACGGUGGACGAGGGUCUGCAACGAAUUAGGCGAACCCACAAGGGAGAAGAGAUAGUAGAGGAUGCCAAUCGUCAGCUGGAAGAAGCUGACGUUAAUGUGGUUCCCAGAAACAUCGACCAUCGUAGGAUCAAGGAGGACUCACCGCCUCGUGAAAUCAUCACCAAUUCCGAAUCUCAAACCUAUUACCAUAAUGAAGAAGACGACGAUGACGACGAACAAGCGGAGGCAGACGGUGAGGAAAGCAACAAGGACGACGUAAAUGAAGACAGUUCUGAUCUGGAUGACGAUGAACUCGACAUGAUUCUUAAAGACAAGAAAGAUGAAAACAAGGAAGAGGUGGAGGUGCGCCAACAGCCAGCCAAACCCGCCCCAGUUCCCGCUAAAAAGCCUCUGUUUGAAAAGGAAUCCGCCGAGGUGUGGAAGGGAGAGAUUGUAUUCCCAGAUUUUGCUUCUUUUUCUGCCGUUGCUGAGCUCAAGUCUUGUACCAACUAUGUCGAACCAAGCGACUCUCAAACCGCACGCAAUUUCAGUCGUUUUAUCAAGGUGGGAAAGGAGCUUCUUUCACGCAAGAAACAUGAGGUGGAGGGCCGUUUGGACAAAAAUCGUGCUGACGAUUAUCUCAACAAGGUUGUAUCUUCGCGAGAUUUUUACUUGAUUGAAAUCAAACCAACGGCGAACCACCCUGAUUAUGAUAAGCUUUAUGGGUACCUCUUGGAUCGAGAAAAGGUGGGAGUGUUGUCCGGGAAACCUUCUUUUGCUAAAGACUCCUAUUUGAUAACCCUUGAAAAAUCUCGCCCAUUGCCUCCAUACUUGAGCACUUUGAAAGGAUUUGAGCAACUGACAGGUUUAUUUGCCUUAUAUGUGGUUAGGAAAGGCUACGUUCCUGCAGCACCUAGCAUUCUCAAGAAUCGGUCUUCCUACAACGUUCCUGCUCCAAUACCUCCAACCAAUUCAAAUCACCAUUCCAAACCAAUGCUUCCUCAACCACCAGCCAUGGCCGCCAAGCCCAAGACUCCUCUUUUGGACUCAAUCUUGAGCACUUUAGGCGGAGCACAGGCAAACCCGGUGCCAAAACCUCAACCAAUACCUCAGCAGAACCAUCAGUUUCAACAGCCUCAUUUCCAGCACCAACCCAGCGGUGCUUAUAACAGAGUGCCAAGUCUUCCAGGCAAACCAAACCUUCCUAGCAAACCAACAUUUGGUUCUAAUGCGUCCAACGCCCCCAACUAUAACAAACAACACCAAACCAGCGACUUGAACCUUUCUGGAGAUCAGAUGAGAUACCUCCAGGAACUCGUGAAAAAUAACCCCCAGCAGGCCAGACACGAACCACAAGCACUUGUAGGCAUGGCCGCAAAUUCUGGUGCAAGUUUUGGUGGCUCUGGACUCCCUGCUGGUGACGACGAUGACGAAUUUCCAACCUAUAAUUAG